UUGGGCUGCUGGAGUCAGGGGGUUCGGGUAGGGCUCUCUAGGCCUGCGGCGAAAUAACCCCGGGCACGGGCCUGCGGGACCCGAUAAGGCUGUGAAGGAGCCUAAUCAUCGGCUGCAGGCGUGACUUUCACCUCGCAGCGCCUUCUGCAUCCCCCCCCCCCCGCCCCGCACCGGGGGCUGCAAGCGCAGGGAGCCGCGGUGCUUCACUCGGCCUGAUCCCUUCUCUCCCGCAGCCCGGAGGAGGGCCGCCUGACGGCUGAGUUGCCAUGGCAUCCUACUACGAGAUUCUAGACGUACCGCCGAGUGCGUCUGCUGAUGACAUCAAGAAGGCGUACCGGAAGAAGGCUCUGCAGUGGCAUCCGGACAAGAACCCAGAUAAUAAGGAGUUUGCUGAGAAAAAAUUUAAGGAGGUGGCAGAGGCCUAUGAAGUACUAUCUGACAAGCACAAACGGGAGCUCUAUGACCGCUAUGGCCGGGAAGGGCUGACAGGGGCAGGAACUGUUCCCUCUCAACCAGAAACUGGUGGGAUGGGACCUGGCUUCACAUUCACCUUCCGUAGCCCCGAGGAAGUCUUCCGGGAGUUCUUCGGGAGUGGAGACCCCUUCUCGGAGCUCUUUGAUGACUUGGGCCCCUUCUCGGAGCUUCAGAACCGGGGUUCCCGACCCUCUGGUCCUUUCUUUGCCUUCUCUUCCUCCUCUCCUGGCCACUCUGAUUUCUCCUCCUCGUCUUUCUCCUUCAGCCCUGGGGCUGGUGCUUUUCGUUCUGUUUCAACGUCCACUACCUUUGUCCAAGGACGCCGCAUCACCACGCGCAGAAUCAUGGAGAACGGGCAGGAACGGGUAGAAGUGGAGGAGGACGGACAGCUGAAGUCAGUUUCAAUCAAUGGUGUCCCAGAUGAUCUGGCACUAGGCUUGGAGCUGAGCCGCCGUGAGCAGCAACCUUCAGGCACCUCCAGGUUGGGGGGCACACAGGUCCGGCCGACCGCUGUUUCCCGUCCCACUGACAGCGACCUUUCUGAGGACGAGGACCUGCAGCUUGCCAUGGCCUACAGCCUAUCAGAGAUGGAAGCAGCUGGGCAGAAGCCCGCAGGUGGGCGGGGGGCACAGCAAGGCUGGCAGGGGCAAUCCAGGGCCCAGCCCCAAGACCUUGAUAUGGGAGGCACGCAUAAGGGGGCGAGGGGCGAGGCAACCAAACCCAGCCCUUCAGAGGAGAAGGCCUCUCGAUGCCUCAUUCUCUGAAAACCAGGCUGAGCCUGACCUGAUUCAGGUUCUGACCCAGAGUCCAGCUCACUGUGGGGCGUCCAAAAUUGAGUGUGGCCUGAGUUAUAGGAUCCCAAACUCUGUCCCUCCUCAAGUUUCCUUCCCAGGCCCAUCAUCCUACAGCAUGGACCAGGCAUUUGUUAUGCUCUGUUUGGGGCUGAUAAAUCCCUGGGCAAAGCCCGGGAUUGGGGGUAUCGGGGGCCACGAAAGGGCCUGUGGAGCCCAGAGGCACUGGCUGGAUCUGGCACUGCUGAGGGGCAUUAGUGGUUUGGGGUUGGGUCUUUUGUGCCCACGUCUUCUGCUGCCAUCUGUGUUGUUGAUGCUAUCAAGGAAAGAGGCCUUGGCCUGGCGUCCCCUGGGGAGCAGCGCAGGCCGAGCGGAGCCUCUGCUGUCCUUACCCAGCUGCAGGCCUCCUGGUCUCUGCGCAGAACCGAGUCCUCACCUGUCACCGUCUCUGUUUCCCCCCUGGUGCUGCUCUCCUGCUCCACACUCCGCAACUCCCUGUGGCUGCAUCGCUUGCUUUCACUGCUGCUUGGCUAGGACUCCCUCCUCCUCCUCCUCCUCCUCCUUCUCCUCCUCUCUGAAGCUUCAGUGUGCCCAAGGAAGAUGCUGGGGCCAGUGGGGCCAUGAGAUCUUCUGGGGAGGCUAGCUAGGUGGGGUGGAAGCCUCUCAGCCCUCCAGAGUCUCCACCAGAGUCAACUCCUCUUCCCUUCUCCUUGCUGCCUCAGCCUGCCCUGGCCACAGGACUAGGCAGAGGUGAGGCUGGCUAUCCUUGGAGAGGUGGGAUAGGGCCAGGGUGACCCAGUGGGAGGCCUAGGUGGGGGACUACAUCCCUACUACUUGUCUAUCAUGCAUUCGAACACAGGGCUUGGCCUAGGUGUGCAUGCUCGGCUCCACCCCCCCAUCUGCUUGCAGCUGACUCCCCUCUCCUGUCACCCACCCCUGCUCUCUCCCCAGAUGUGUUCUGAGCUGGAUACCCUGGAUACAGAGUUGCUGCCGUUCCACCAGGACAGCGCCCUCCCCAGUGGGCUAGGAGGGAACACUACAUCCCUCUCCCCUACUUACGCUGAGUGUAGGGCUGGGGCCUGGGUGGUGGGUGGGGACUGAGUGGGAGGCACCCAUAGUCUUCUUAGCCUCUGAACUCUCUCCCCUGGGUGCUUAGUGCUGUCUCUUGCGGAUUACAAGUCCCAGAGUGCAAUGCACCCUGGCCUCGUUUCUGAUAGUUCUUAUCCCAGGGGAAGUGGUGCUUGAUUAUAAAGCUGGGCUUCUUGGGAUAUGUAGUUCCAACCCUAGCUAGCCUGCCAAUCUGAAUGGGGAGAUCUCAUCUUUCAUCUUGUCUCUGGAAGGGGUGGUGAGAAUUGUGGAAGAAGGAGAAAAGACCAGAACCAUAGUUCUGAUACCUCUUGCUAGACCCAGCUUGGAGUGAGCACAGUCGAGUCCUGUAGCCUCUGGAAGGUUGUUUCCCUUGGGCAACCUGGGGUUCCAGGACUAAGUUAGUGGGACAGUGGCCUGAGCAGGUAUGGCGUGGUCCUGGAAGGCUGAUGGCUGUGGGCUGGCAGAGCGUGGGAGAGGAGGCUGUCUUGGCUGGAGUGUGUAUGGCGAAGAUUGGCAUGCAGAGGAAGUGUUGGACAUACCGCUUGAACGGCUUUCUUUGGCCUCUGACCUUGCUGCCCAUUCUUUCUUACCAUCAUCCAUCCCCCGUGAGCCACCUGUCCUCCUGCCUGGGGAGUCCACGGCCAGUGAGGGGAUUGGUGGAACAGGCUGCGGCCAGCCCCUGUAACACCGAGCCUCUGAGGCCGGUCAAAGCCAGAUGAACUGAGCUCAGACUCAGGGAAAAUGGAAGCUAAUAAAGCUGAAAUUUGAGA
Molecule: messenger RNA, 3124 nt
Organism: Myodes glareolus (Bank vole)
Lineage: Eukaryota; Metazoa; Chordata; Mammalia; Rodentia; Cricetidae
Source: RefSeq, a predicted model, not a curated record